AUGAAGAUGUUUGGUGGGGUUCUGGCUCUCUGUUUGUGGUGCUUGGCUUUUGGAAAAGAGUGCAAUGUUUCAAGUUCAAAUAAAAUUCCUGAUUUUGGAGCCAUCUACCAUGUCAAAGGAGUCAUCAGCCUGCCUUACGCUGAAAUUGAGGAGCCCUUUGAGGCCUGGUACAACCUUACUGGAAACAAGAGUCGCAUUGAGUAUUAUGACGGCCAAGUUGUGACUUUGCAGUUCGGAUGUAUGGAGCCGUAUGGCACCCUGUUCAAGUUGACGCCAGAAACCACUGAGAAGGAAGUGAACACAAAGAAGUGCUUUCAACUGAAUGGCACCAAAGAAGGCCGUGUACAGCCACAAACUGUCUUUCCCAAGAUGAAGGGCUACAAGCCAAUAAGGGAAGAGUACUUCAAAGGAAUAUACUGCACCGUGUGGCAGAACGUAUCUUACUGGGGCAAGAAGAAAAACAUCUACACCAUGUGGGUCACCAACUCCAGCUGUGGUGUAUCACCUGUGCAUUACGAGAUGAAGGGCUACAACAGUUUGCUGGGAUCCCACUAUGACAAAUAUGAAAUCGAUUACACUGACUACUCUAACAGUUUCCCAACUUCUGUUUUUGUGCUGAAACCUAACGAAACAAAGCUAUGCAGUCAAUUGCCUGGUGAGUCAAUGGAACACCGCAUCCUGGCAAACCCCAUGGCGGACUUUGUUGGGGGGGAAGAGGACCGGGCCCACCAGCUGUUCCACCACUACCGGAAACGAUUUGGAAAAACGUACGACAAUGAGACGGAGAUGGAACACAGGAAACAUACCUUCACCCACAACAUGAGGUUUGUCCACUCCAAGAACCGUGCUAACCUCUCCUUCAAGCUGGCUCUGAACCACUUGGCAGACCUCACCCUGGAUGAGAUGGCUGCAAUGAGGGGGAAACUCAAAAGCACAACACCCAACAAUGGGCGUCCUUUCCCUCAUGAGCAGUACAUUGGCCUCAUCCUGCCAGAGAGCAUGGACUGGAGGCUCUAUGGUGCCGUGACUCCAGUCAAAGAUCAGGCGGUGUGUGGCUCUUGCUGGAGCUUUGCGAGCACAGGAGCUUUGGAAGGAUCUCUCUUCCUCAAGACUGGCCAGCUCAUCCCACUCUCUCAACAAGUCCUCAUCGACUGCUCUUGGGGCUUUGGGAACUACGCCUGUGACGGCGGCGAGGAAUGGCAGGCAUACGAAUGGGUCCUAAAGCAUGGAGGCAUUGCCACCACGGAGUCCUAUGGGCCAUACAAAGGCCAGAAUGGUUACUGUCAUAGCAACGCAUCAGAGAUUGUGGCCAAACUUUCACAUUAUGUCAACGUCACCUCCGGGAACAUCACCGCUCUGAAGGCUGCCAUCUACAAGCACGGCCCCGUGGCUGUCAGCAUUGAUGCCGCCCACAGGACUUUCUCUUUCUACUCCAAUGGGGUCUACUAUGAGCCUAAGUGUGGAAACAAGAAAGGUGAGCUGGACCACGCGGUCCUUGCCGUUGGUUAUGGAGUCCUCCAAGGAGAGCUUUACUGGCUCAUCAAGAAUUCCUGGUCUACAUACUGGGGUAACGAUGGCUACAUCCUCAUGUCCAUGAAAGAUAACAACUGUGGGGUAGCUACUGAUGCCACAUACCCAGUUGUGGCAUGAACACACCAUGGCAAGCUCCGAAAGAUGAUCCACGCCACUUCCUGCUCCAAACGGGCUUCCUCCAUCUCCUGAAUUUCUCUAGCAUAUUCAUCAAUGCACUGGAAUCUUAGCCACAGGACUAGCAGAGACUCGGGAAGCCACCAAGUCUGGCCUCGUGAGAACAUACAAAGAGCCCUGCUGGAUCAGACCAGUGGUCCAUCUAGUCCAGUUUCCUGACGUACACAGCGGCCAACAGUUGCCAUGGAGGGUCAACAAAGAGGACAGAGAAGCCAAGGCCUUCCCUUGAUGCAGCCUCCUAGCAAUGGAGCUGGUUCCUUGCAGGCAACACCAUUUUUGGAUUAACGUCAGCUCUU
Molecule: messenger RNA, 2003 nt
Organism: Euleptes europaea (tarantolino)
Lineage: Eukaryota; Metazoa; Chordata; Lepidosauria; Squamata; Sphaerodactylidae
Product: digestive cysteine proteinase 2-like
Exons: 11
Coding region: 1-1650 (549 amino acids)
Biological process (GO): immune response
Cellular component (GO): lysosome
Molecular function (GO): cysteine-type endopeptidase activity
Source: RefSeq, a predicted model, not a curated record